GGUUUUCCCCUCCGAGCUGGUUUAUUUUCCACUCCUCGCGACUUGGCACUGACUCAUCUCCAGAAAGCAGAUCUGAGUUGGACGCAAGCAAGCAAGACAUUUUCUCGAGCGUAAACCCAGGUGUCCUGUUGGGGCGAGUCCCUGGGUGAUGCAUGCGGCCAGCCUCUCCGUUCAAAGUGCGUUGGAGGUCAUUGAACCGCAGUCAACUGCCUUGGAGCGCGUUGCUCCACCCUUUCCGUCUGCCUGCGCCCAGUUUUACGCCGUCGUCCACUGGAUGCAAGCUGUCACGGCGGCCCUCAGCGUGAUCGGAUCCAGUGCUGUGAUUGGAUACGCCGUGUUCCAGAAUACCGCCAGAUCACCAGAGGUCCGGCCUUUUUUCUACUUAAGCCUUUCCAAUCUCUUGCUGGGGGUGUGCUGGCUCAUCGGAGCCCUCCUGUAUAGCAAAGAGCUCCUGAGCCAGGAUGUGGCCUGCUACAACGUGCAAACCACCGCCCAGAUAUUUUACGUCGCUUCCUUCCUCUACACUGUCAACUACACCUGGCACCUUUACACGGAUUUGAAGGGGAAAUACCUCCAGACCCUCCACAGCCCGUCGCCACCACAGGUUUUAAAUCGUGGUGGCCGAAUAGCCAUCAUUUUGUCGAGUGUAAUUCCUCUCUUAUUAAUGAUCCCUGUUUUUGGAGGGGGAAACCACUACGGAUGUUACCAGAAUAUCACCAGGAAACAUGGCUGCCUCCUGAUGCGCACGGACGUCAAUGGCCCCAAGAUGCCCAACUGCGCCUCCAUCGCUUUCUACAGCAUCAUCGUUUUCCUGGUCUCCUUUGCAGCCACUUUCCUGGCCAUCCUGGUCUUCCUCAUCCGUGCCCGGGCUUUGUACAAGAGGUUCAUCAUCUCCACAGGCUAUGUGGGGGAUCGGCAAUGGGCCAUGAUUAAGAUGGUCGAGCAAGGAGUCGUUUUGUACCCCGUGGUGUUUCUCUGCUGCUGGGGCCCAGCCUUUAUCCUUGGCCUCAUCGAACUGGCACAGGUGAAGAACAAUACGGUGUACAUGGUGUUUUGUGUUUUAGAGGCCCUAACGGCAUCCUCCCAGGGUCUCCUAAACUGCGCCGUUUACGCGUGGAUCCAGCACGUGUCUCGUUGCUUGAAGCGCAAGGUCUGCCGCGACGUGAACACCCAGACGCCGCUCUUGCGCUCCCAGAAGCGGUUCUACGCCAGCACCCUCCCAGCCGAGCCCCUGGCAGGGCCGGAGUCGGCCUCCGCAGCCUUAUAAAGGAAGAGAACGUGGUUCCUUCGAUUGGGACGCUUCCACUCCUCUUCCCUCCACAAGAUUUCUCAUCUGCUGCUGGUGCUCAGAACCAGGGGGGCCACGACAGGCCAGGCCCCGCACGGAAGGAUCUUCCGCAGACGGUCGGCGUCAAAGGCGUUUUUAACUUUUAUAAUGUACUAAGGGCCCCUUGGGAUCCCGUUCGUGUGGGUCGCACCGUCCGGACGUCGGAUCCAGCCACCAAAAAGUUCAUGGAGGUCGGGGUCAACAGCUCCCCACACUCCCCCAAAGUGGGGUCAACCCCAAAACCAGAAUCUUCUUAACUGGAGUGCAAUGAAAGGGAACUCUCAAAGUUAUUUAUUUGAUGGGGGAAAACUGGAUUUUGGUGUAAUCCUGGGGGGCAAAAGAGCUUCAUUGAAGUUUGUAACUGUUUAAUAUAUGUGAGAAAGUUUUCAGACCUGGAAGGACCCUGACAGAGCAUGGCUGAGAUUAUGUGGAACUUCUCUGCCACAAUAAAAACAUCUGGGGAUCAUCAUCCCAACUCAA
Messenger RNA from Pogona vitticeps (central bearded dragon), 1807 nucleotides. The record is from RefSeq and is a predicted model, not a curated record. NCBI's taxonomy places the organism in Eukaryota, Metazoa, Chordata, Lepidosauria, Squamata, Agamidae.